UCGCGAUGGCGGCGCCGGGCCCGGCGGGCGGCGUGGCCGGGCCGGAGGUGCCCGAGGCCGAGCGGCGAUUCCUGAGGCAGCACCCCCUGCUCAGCCCCGCGGGGCCCGGCAAGGUGAGAUGCAGGCUGACAGGACACGAGAUGCCCUGUCGGCUGUCGGAGCUGCAGGCUUAUACCAGCGGCAAGAAGUAUCAGCGCCUCAUAAAGACAGCCAAAGAGUUCGACUACGACACGUUUGAGCCCCACAUAGUGCCCAGCACAAAGAAUUUACACCAGCUGUUCUGCAAGCUCACCCUCAGACACAUCAACAAGUUCCCAGAGCACGUGCUGCGUCAUGUCCAAGGGAAGCGCUACCAGAAGGCCCUUAAAACGUAUGAGGAAUGCCAGAGGGAAGGAGUGGAGUAUGUCCCUGCCUGCCUGCGACAGAAGAAGCAGCGGGCACAGCAUCCUGAUGACCAAAUGAAUGGGAGCAGAAAACCUCACAGGAAGGAGGAAUUCUGGGAGCCAAAGUCCAGUGACGAGGAUGGAGAGGAGACAGACGACAGCAUGAGUGACCUGUACCCACCUGCGCUCUUCCCAGAAAAAAGCCCAUCAGCUGCACAAACCACAAAGGGCAGCGAUGACUUUGCGACAGACAGUGAGGAUGACGGGGCCAAGAACGGAGAGGACGGUGGAAGGAUGGAUGUCAGCAGAGCCGUGGGCAACAAGAGAGGAAAGAAACAGUCGGGCCCUUUAAAGAAGAAAUUCAAGAGCCAUCAUCGAAAACCCAAGAACUUCAAGAAGGCAACCAACGGGAAAUAAAUUUUAUGACAAAUACCUGG
Messenger RNA from Lepidothrix coronata (blue-crowned manakin), 820 nucleotides. RefSeq names its product surfeit 2 (gene SURF2). The record is from RefSeq and is a predicted model, not a curated record. NCBI's taxonomy places the organism in Eukaryota, Metazoa, Chordata, Aves, Passeriformes, Pipridae. The coding region runs from base 6 to 800 and encodes 264 amino acids. The transcript is spliced from 6 exons.